AUGAAGUGCACCGAGACAGCGAAGGCUAUACGCGUCGCGGGCGGGGCGGAGUCCCUGUCGGGCCUCGCGGCGGUGCUGCAGGCGGCCGAGGAGGGCCGCGGGGACCGGGAGGCGCCCGCGCCGGAGACGAGGGAAGAGCCCCUGCCGUACCUGGGGCCCUUCAGGCAGAACCCGCCCGAGACGGGCCUGCGCGACGUGGAGGCCGGAGACUGGGACGCCAUCUUCGACCGCCUGGGCUGGAUGCCCUCCGCCCCGAAGGCCGCGCAGCCGCACCCAACAGCUGGGCGGCCACUUGGCAGCAGCAAGUCCGCGCCCAGCCCUGAGGCAGCCAUGGCCGGCAUCGCGGCGUGGCAGGCCGCCAGGGCGAGCGAGGUGCCCGAGGAGCCGCUGGAGCCCGAGGAGGGCGAGUACUGCCUCGAAGCCUUGACCCUCCGCCAGCUGCAUGUCAUGUCCAUGCACAGCCGCUCGAAGCAGCGCCGCGCCGGCGGGGCGAAGCAGAAGGCCCCCCCCGCGGAAGAAGGCGGCCAGUCCGCCGCCGCCGCCGCCGCCGCGGGGCCCGCGCCGUCGCAGGCGGCGCAGGGCGAGGACAGCCUGCGGGAGCUCCGCGACACCCUGCGCGAGCUCCUCGGCGACUGGGAGGCAGCGGGAGGCGACGCCGACUCCGGCGCCCCCGGCGCCCUCGGAGCGGAGGUCGUGGAUCUCCGCGUGCACCGCCCAAAGCUGCGGGGCCCGGGAGGGGCCACCGCGUGUAGGCCGGCGGGCGGCCGCCUGGGCCUCCGCGUUGACCGCCUCGCCGGCGUCGAGCGCAAAGACCUGCGGGAGCGGGCAAAAGAGAAGGACGAGGAGUGGCUCGCCGCCUCCGAGCCGGCGCACGUCACGGGGAUGUCCUCUGGAGGCGCUGCAGCGAGCAGCCUCAUAUAUCCGCCCUCGCCGGUGCACCGCCUGUUCGUGCCCCCGCAGCUGCUGGGCGCGGGCGCGAGAGGGGGGGAACACCAACUCGGAGACGAAGAUGAGCUGGACGACGAGCAUCCAGGCCGCGACGUGGACCUCGUCUCCUCGCGGGACGCGCCCGCGGACGAGGGCCUCGAAGGCCUGGCGAGGACCUACACGCCAGGGCAGGCGCUCCUCCAGCAGAGGCUGCCGUGGACGUUCCACGAGAGCAUGGAGCACAUUGCCGUGGAGAGGCGCGAGGCCUACGGCGUGCUGCACCGCGGCGGCCUCCCGCCGAGCGCCGCCUGGACGCCGUGGGCGCCGCGGAGCACGCUGAUGGAAAACCGAGCGCAGACCUUCAGCGAGGCCGUCUCCUCGCCCGUGCCCACGCCCGGCGGCACUUUCAUCGCGACGCCGUCGUGGUCGCACGCCGACGCGGGCGAGUUCCCCCUCCUGAGAAAGGAGGACGCCUCGAGUCCCCUGUACGUGCACUCCUCGCCGCGGAGGUGGGCCAGCGACAACGGCGGCGAGGAGGUGUCGAUCGCGUCCUCCGGGUCCGGGUCGGCGGGCGGCCACAGACCGAGCAGCGCGGUCAGUGGGCCACCGAGGGUCGCGGCCCACGGCAGGCCCGCCAGCGCGGUGCUGCAGGCCCUCCUUCCAGACGUACUACGAGGGCAUGGCCGAGGAGGCGGAGCGCAAGGGGCGGCCGCCCCUGCCGAGCAUCUUCGCGCCGGGGAGCGGCUCCUCGGCCUCCGCCCCGUCGGGGCUGCCCUUCAGGGGGCUGUGGCAGCGGGGCCGGCAGUGAUCCCCGCCCCGCAUAGCCCCGGCCGCCGCUCCGCCGGCGGCGCGCAGAGUUUUAAUGUAGGGGGUUCCACAGGACGGAAGCGCGUUGUGAGGAGAGGGAGCUCCGUUCCCGCGCCAGGAUCGGCGAGUCUCGGGACGCGUGUCGGUCCGACUUCUUUCGAUCGCAUCACUUCGUGUUGCGAGGUGCUGUGUCUCCCGUUGAAAGGGGGGAAGACGCCAAGCGUGCGUUCUUGUGGUCUUGGGCCUGAUCUGCGCGCCUUCCUUCUCCAGCCGACGACCCCUCCGUGGCUGGUCGAGCCAGCUUGGCUGUGUUGAGGCGUCUGGCGAGCCGCCGCACGCGAGUCAGCGCGCGAUAGGCCUGGCAUGUCGCUUGUACAUAGGCCCUGCCUCGACGUCUCACUCGCUCGGCGAGGACCUUGCACGGCGCCCGCGCUCACCGCAAUGCACCGCGGACCUCUGGCUCCGCGCCGCCUCGGUGGCCCGCGCUUCCAGCGAGCAGCCCUCGACCCCACGCAGAGGCCAACAGCAUAUGGAUACGUACGCGUUCAGCUUCCGCCAGACUCCGCCGGACUGCGCUUUGCACGCGGACACUCGUGCACGCAGGGCCGCUCCUUUGCUUCGACUGUAGCGCGGAGGGCGUACAGUACAUCUGUCGAUGCUCGAGCUGCUUCCUCGCGGGCCGUUCCUGGCGGGCCCCAGGGCCCGCGAUAUGCGCCCCCUCGAGGGAGCCUUGAGCUGUCCGUUGUCGGUCCUCGAGCGGGCGCCGCGGCCGUCCUUUCCCAGGCUGGCGCCCCCGCCAGGCUUGGACCCGUGCGGAGCUCCGAGAGCUCGCAGGCUUCUGCAGCUGUGUCUCCCCCGAUCUCCUCCAGGAUCGGGCAUGGACAGAACCCCCCCCUGACCUCAGUGGGCCCUGGAAACGACAGGGCCGUUUUCUCACCGGCUCCGUUCUGCUGUUUUCUUG
Prorocentrum cordatum is the source of this 2695-nucleotide messenger RNA. NCBI's taxonomy places the organism in Eukaryota, Dinophyceae, Prorocentrales, Prorocentraceae. The record is from the annotation of a GenBank genome assembly.